This is a messenger RNA of Bombina bombina (fire-bellied toad), 1217 nucleotides long. RefSeq lists its product as uncharacterized. Lineage: Eukaryota; Metazoa; Chordata; Amphibia; Anura; Bombinatoridae. The record is from RefSeq and is a predicted model, not a curated record. Bases 189 to 1217 code for a protein of 342 amino acids. The transcript is spliced from 10 exons.
GAACUAGCUGCUACUAUCUGGAAACAUAAGGGGGUGGAGAUAUUGACUCAGGACCUACUUGCUACUUGUUUAUGUAUAGUGCGGCUCCUGUUAUUGUGAAGAUCACGUACAAUACUCUCACUGCGUUUGCCAAUAAAGGAGAAACAUUAUAAGAAUAUCUGACAAAUUCAGUUGCGCUGAACAAGACAAUGUCUGAUAAGAACCAAACCUCAGACCUUCCUGAUCCACACGGAGGCUGUACUGAUGUGACAUCCUCAGCUGGCUCAGCGGUUGAGCAUGGAAGAGAACCAUAUGUGCGUGAACACGUGAAGACUGAGGAGGAUGAAGUUCCUAUAAAUACGGCUACAGGUCAUAUUGAUGUGACGCCUACUGAUGGCUCAGGGGUUGAGCACAGAGGAGAACCGUAUGUGUGUGAUCAGGUGAAGACUGAGGAGCAUGAAUUUCCUAUAAAUACGGCAACAGGUAGUCAAGAGGAAAACCCGGGCACUGGGCUAUUAAAUGUGAAGGAAGAGGAUGAGACAGAUGACAUGAAUAGUCAUCAGACUGAAAUACAUUGGUCCCUCCCUGCCGAUGAAGAUAACGCUGAUAUAGUGAAAGUUAAGAUAACAGAAGAUCUGUUUGUGAGGCAUCAGCUGGAAUCACAAUAUGAGGAAACCAGUGACCGUAUCAGCCCAGGUCAUAUGGAUACAACGCCUUCAGGUGGCACAUCGGUUGAACAUGGAGGAGAACCGUAUGUGUGUGAUCAGGUGAAGACUGAGGAAGAUGAAGUUCCUAUAAAUAAGGCUACAGGUGAUGUUAAGACUGAAGUUACACUUAAUGCUGAACAAACAAAUGAUCUGUAUGUAAAUAGUCAGCAGGAAGCUGUGAAGCAGGAAAUCAGUGACAAUAUCAGUACAGGUGAUGUUAAGACUGAAGUCACAGUUAAUGCUGAACAAACAAAUGAUCUGUAUGUAAAGAGUCAACUGGAAGCGGUGAAGGAAAAAACUAGUGACAAUAUCAGGACAGCUCUUCAGCUUAGACCUGCAGUAGCGAUCACCCAAAUGGCUGCUGCGGCGCCCCUCUGGUGUGAUUCUCUUUAUCAGAUGGUUUCUGUCCAAUCGCCUGAGGAUAUUCACAACUGCAUUAAAGUCCUUAAGAUUGCUAAUGACUUAAUUUGUGAUGCGAUUAUUGACAUCAUUAAAAUUGAGGUUAAGAAUAUGUCCAUUGCUUUUUAUUAA